UUGGGGGCGGAGAAGCCGAGAGUAGCCGGGAAAUGAUGGCUGAGGAAGAGGAGGAAGUCAAACAGAUCUUGCAGAAAUUGCAGGAACUGGUGGAUCAACUCUAUGCAUUUCGAGACUGCUAUUUUGAGACACACAGCGUUGAGGAUGCUGGGAGGAAGCAACAGGACGUGCGGGAGGAGAUGGAGAAGACCCUGCAGCAGAUGGAGGAAGUAGUGGGUUCUGUCCAGGGCAAGGCACAGGCUCUGAUGCUAACGGGGAAGGCACUGAAUGUGACUCCUGACUAUAGCCCUAAGGCUGAGGAGCUCCUGUCAAAGGCUGUGAAGCUGGAACCCACGCUGGUGGAAGCCUGGAACCAGCUGGGUGAGGUGUACUGGAAGAAAGGGGAUAUUGCAGCUGCCCACACCUGCUUCUCAGGAGCCCUCACCCAUUGCAAGAACAAAGUCUCCCUUCAAAACCUGUCAAUGGUGCUUCGCCAGCUGCGGACUGACUCUGGAGAUGAACAUUCUCGCCAUGUCAUGGACAGUGUCCGACAGGCCAAGUUGGCUGUGCAGAUGGAUAUCCACGAUGGCCGCUCCUGGUGUGAGUGCUCUCAAAAGAUCUCCAAGAGGGGUCUAGAGCAGGGGUUCUCAAGCAUGGCUGUAUACCAGAGCCCAAAUGUUGAGGCUGCCUCUCAGUAUGAAGCCAGGGUAUCUUUGUUUUGAAGAAGCCCGCAAGGUAUUCUGAUGAGCUGCUAUUCUAGGAACUCUCGGAUCUUUUAAUCCAAGAGAGGAGGCUUGUGUUU
This is a messenger RNA of Hipposideros armiger (great roundleaf bat), 781 nucleotides long. It is a transcript of the gene TTC5, whose product is annotated as tetratricopeptide repeat domain 5. The record is from RefSeq and is a predicted model, not a curated record. NCBI's taxonomy places the organism in Eukaryota, Metazoa, Chordata, Mammalia, Chiroptera, Hipposideridae. The transcript is spliced from 4 exons. Gene Ontology annotation, molecular function: protein binding. The coding region runs from base 33 to 701 and encodes 222 amino acids.